Messenger RNA from Penicillium angulare, 1185 nucleotides. RefSeq names its product BSD domain-containing protein. The coding region runs from base 1 to 1185 and encodes 394 amino acids. The record is from RefSeq and is a predicted model, not a curated record. NCBI's taxonomy places the organism in Eukaryota, Fungi, Ascomycota, Eurotiomycetes, Eurotiales, Aspergillaceae. The transcript has 2 exons. Gene Ontology annotation, cellular component: cytoplasm.
AUGGAUAUCGCAUACGACCACAUCCAGGAGGAGAUCCUCUCUUCUAACAAGGAAGGAGAAAAUUCUACUUCCAACGCCGGGAACUCGAACAUCAACCUCAACACCGAAUUUCAAGAGACCUUCCGUGCCUUCUCCGCCAGUCCAUGGGGUACUCGAAUUGGAGGACUCUGGGAUAAUGUUCGCAAGCAAGGCGAGACCUACUAUGAAGGCGCCCGACAGGAAUACGCAGCAGCAAGCGAGGAAGCAGUGAAGGGCUUCUCUGGUCUGAGGGAGACCAUUGUCGAUCGGACAAAGGGGCUCUCUCUCAGCACUGCAACAUUGACCGGCAGCGAAGGUUCGAAGGACGAGGCGGCCACACCAACCGCCAUUACAGAAGAAGGGGAGGCACAGGCCGCCGAAUCCAGCAGCGACGGCUUCAUUUCUCGUUUCAAGGCUGAAGCGGCUCGGCGACUCAAGGAAAUCGAAAAGGCCGAGGAGGCUGCUGAUGAGGCAAUCUUGCGCUUUGGUCAGAACAUCAGUCAAAGGUUACGUGAAGCUGUUAGCAUUGUUCCGCCUGAGACAGAUGAGUCGGGCAAGCUUUUAUUUGAGAGCAAGGAUGCGGAUGGCAAGCGGGUGAUUCAUGCGACUCGCUUUGAUGCGCAGCUGCAUGUAAUUCAUUCGAAUCUGGACAGCUUCACCAAGGAUCCGGCCAGUGAUAAAUUCCCAGAAUUCAAGGAAGACUUCAGCGUUGAUGGCAAAACAGAUGAGAUUGCUUCUCAUUUGGAGAAGUACCCUGAGCUGCGAACUGCUAUGGAAAAGCUUGUUCCCGAGACAGUGGAGUAUGUGGAGUUUUGGACACGGUACUAUUUCCUGCGCCUUGUCAUCGAAACCGAGGAACAGAAACGCAAGGAGCUAUUGAAGGGUGCCACAGCCGAUGACGAAGAGGUCGGUUGGGAUGACGACUCUGAUUCUGAAUCCGCCUCUCCUUCUACUCCCCAGGUUGGCCCCGGUGCUCAGAAUCUUGCCCCCAACAACGAAGCCCAGAAGGCCGAGCCUCGCCGAUCCAAUGACCAGCAAUCCCAAGCCGAUAGUGAGUCGAGUUACGACGUUGUAAGUGGCGCCGCUAGCCGGACCCCUGGUUCUCCCAAGGAAAAGAGCCCUACCACAGACUCAAAGGCAGAGGACAGUGACGAUGAUUGGGAGUAA